AACGAAGCUUGUCAUGGGAAAGCAUGAUAGACUGAUCCAGGAACCAACUAUAUUUGGGGGAAACUGAAAGGAACAUUUCAUCUUCUUACAUAAAAUUCCAUGGCAUUCCAUGGUUUUUAGGUUUCACAUUUGCAGUUGUUGCACAAUUCUCAUACUAGAAGAGAUGUUUUGGUUCCAUGAUCAAAAUCAUUUCGUUUGUAGAGGGUAUACCCCAUCCUACAUUUUCCAUCAGCUUUCAAUGCAUCAUUCAUUCACAAAGAGAAAAAACAAGAACAUUACCAGAUUAAAAGCAUCGCCCAAACAUUGCAUACAAUUCGUUAUACUGUGUGUUCUUAUUUUGAUACCUACAACAUCGAAAAUGGAGGGUUUCUGUCUAACAACUUUAUUAUCUUCUUGUCAGCAGACCAAGACAGUGGUAUUACAUAAACAGACAAGUAGCCAAAAAAAAAAGUAUAAAAUAAAAAUAAUGCGUUGUUCUUAAUCAAAUAAUAUAUCAAAUGCA
Umbelopsis ramanniana AG is the source of this 502-nucleotide messenger RNA. RefSeq lists its product as uncharacterized. Bases 110 to 481 code for a protein of 123 amino acids. The transcript has a single exon. Lineage: Eukaryota; Fungi; Mucoromycota; Umbelopsidomycetes; Umbelopsidales; Umbelopsidaceae. The record is from RefSeq and is a predicted model, not a curated record.